This is a messenger RNA of Dufourea novaeangliae, 705 nucleotides long. RefSeq lists its product as uncharacterized. The transcript is spliced from 5 exons. Gene Ontology annotation, molecular function: transmembrane receptor protein serine/threonine kinase activity. Lineage: Eukaryota; Metazoa; Arthropoda; Insecta; Hymenoptera; Halictidae. The record is from RefSeq and is a predicted model, not a curated record. The coding region runs from base 1 to 705 and encodes 234 amino acids. Gene Ontology annotation, cellular component: membrane.
AUGCAUUCCGAUCGAUCAAGCUUCGAGCCGGUAAUCUGCAUACAUAUCCUCCUGAUGCUUCUGGUUUUUCUAUCGAGGAGCAUCGAGCCAGUCGAAGGUAAAAGGUGCGUGUGCACCAGCAAAGCCUGCAAGGAAGCCGGAGUGGACACGUGUAAGACGAAAUUUUCCUGUUACACGGAGCUGAUAUUGACCGGGGAUCAAGAAUUCGGCGAGAACACCACAACUAGGGGAUGCACGGAGGGUGCCACGCCAUUGUUGUGCGAGACAAAGUCCUGGGUCACGAGGUCGAAGUCGACCGACAACGUGGACCGAUCGUCGUCGUCGCCCGCCUGGAUCCGUAUGCCCUGGCCCAGAUUGAAGUGUUGCGACAGCCACGACUACUGCAACGCCGAUCACCACGUGAACGUGUCCACGUGGAUCCACGACAAAGACAGCCCGGAUCCCAUCGAGACCACUUUAGACUACGCCGGCUCUCUUAAUGGGCUAUCGUCGCAUCGGGACAUAAUGGGAUCGAUCCAGCCCGAUCCAGGGCCGACCGCCGGAGGUCAGGAAUCGUCCGAUCAGCUUCUUCAGAGCCGCGUUAAGCCGCUCCACGUCGCCGCCCUGGUGUUGGCGAUCGCUGCCCUGAUAUCGGUCCUGGCAGCCUGUUACGUUAUUACAAGGUUCCUCAAGACGAAUCCGUACACGAUCGGAAGUGUGGAAUAA